AUCUAUCUGUUGUCUAUAUCGUUAGCGGAAUCACGUAGAAUAAUCUCCUGUUUUUUUUUAUUGAAAUUUAUUUCGUUUGAAUCGUGAGUUUUGUUUGUUGAAUUUUUGUGAAUUGAAAAAAAAACGAAUUGAAAAGAAUGUCGACACCAAAUGAAAAUGGUACACCAUCGAAACGGGCUCGGAAUGAGAGUUCUGGUUCGCAAACACCAGGCAGAGAACCAAUAACACCAUCGCGCCGAACACGAUCGGGUUCGCAACAAACGCCAUCGCAACAACAAAUGCGAACACCAAGUCGGAACCCAAUUUUGCAACAAGAAUCUGAAACGCCGAUGCGUAUUGGUGGAAAUGUACGUGGUAGUGUUGAUGGUGGCGCAAGUGUUCGCGUGGCCAAUUCAGAUGUACCAACGUCGCCAAUCAUUCCAUCAACCAGUCCGGGCAACACAAGUGUUCGUAUGGCAGACAUUGAUUUAAGCUCACCGCUGAACUAUGGCACACCAAGUUCAAUGGGCUCAAUUCGUACGCCACGGUCUGGCGUUCGUGGUACGCCAAUUCGUUCUCGGCCGGAUAUUCGCACCGAUCGACGCAUUCGACAGGUUAACCUUGGUUCGGACAAUCUCGAGCCAAUUGCUGAAGGUCGUUCCGAUUCGGCUCCGAUCAGUGAAACGGCUCCACAGCUUGUCAUCUGGGGUACAAAUGUGGUGGUCAGCGAAUGCAAGAAGAAAUUCACUCAAUUUUUGCUUCGUUACAUCGAUAUGGAUGUGGCUCAAGACGAAAUGUCGGAAAAUAUCAAUUUGAGCGAGCCGUUCUAUAUGCAAAAAUUGGAGGAAAUUCAUUCAUUGGAAGAGCCAUACCUGAAUAUCAACUGUAAACACUUGCAAACGUUCGACGAAAUGUUGUAUCGCCAGUUGAUUUGCUAUCCACAAGAAGUGAUUCCAACAUUUGAUAUGGCCGUCAAUGAAAUGUUCUUUGAACGUUAUCCGGCCGCGAUUUUAGAGCAUCAGAUUCAAGUGCGGCCAUUCAAUGCGGACAAAACACGUAAUAUGCGCGCAUUGAAUCCAGAUGAUAUCGAUCAAUUGAUCACAGUCAGCGGUAUGGUCAUUCGUUCGUCGAAUAUUAUUCCCGAAAUGCGCGAAGCAUUCUUCAAGUGUAUCGUUUGUUCGUUCACAACUACGGUUGAAAUUGACCGUGGCCGUAUACAUGAGCCAACCAUUUGCUCGAAUUGUAACACCAACCAUUGCUUCUCCAUGGUACACAAUCGUUCCUAA
Molecule: messenger RNA, 1265 nt
Organism: Sitodiplosis mosellana (orange wheat blossom midge)
Lineage: Eukaryota; Metazoa; Arthropoda; Insecta; Diptera; Cecidomyiidae
Gene: dpa
Product: DNA replication licensing factor MCM4
Exons: 4
Coding region: 138-1265 (375 amino acids)
Biological process (GO): double-strand break repair via break-induced replication; DNA strand elongation involved in DNA replication; mitotic DNA replication initiation
Cellular component (GO): MCM complex; nucleus
Molecular function (GO): ATP binding; single-stranded DNA helicase activity; single-stranded DNA binding
Source: RefSeq, a predicted model, not a curated record